This is a messenger RNA of Cygnus olor (mute swan), 3859 nucleotides long. RefSeq names its product HEAT repeat containing 6 (gene HEATR6). The record is from RefSeq and is a predicted model, not a curated record. NCBI's taxonomy places the organism in Eukaryota, Metazoa, Chordata, Aves, Anseriformes, Anatidae. The transcript has 20 exons. Bases 79 to 3558 code for a protein of 1159 amino acids.
CUCCCUCCCCGCCCGGCCGCCAUAGGCGCCCCGGAAGGGCCCGGCGUUGCCAUAACGCCGCCGCCGGGAGGGCUCAAGAUGGCGGGGCCGGAGCCGGGCGGCUCGUUCCGGCGCUGCCUGGCGCGGCUGGGCGCCCUCCGCCUUCAGCCCGGCUCCGAGCUGCCCGCGGGCGGCCGCCGCACCGAGCUGCACCUGCUGUUCGACCAGCUCAUCUCCGAGAGCUGCGGGCCCGCCGCGGCGCCGGGGCCCAGCCCGCAGGAUGUUUGUGCUUUGCUUGUCCAAGCCUGCCAGCUGGUUCAUCUCGAUCAGGCGCAUCUCGUCAGCAAAGUCUGCCAGCUUAUCUAUCACUUACUUAACAGAUUUCAGGUGACAUUUGAUGAACAGAACUUGAAUUUUCUUCUCUCCUACUGCAUCUCUGCUCUUAAGCAGUGCAGCUCUUGGACGCAUGUAGAAAUCCUGCAAGCUUUAGCAGCUCUUGUUUACAAUAACGGACCUAAAUGCCAGAAGUAUCUCCCGGAUUUGCUGGGCAAGACGGGACUCCUGGUGCAGUUCAGUGAUUCUGCUCAGCCCAACACGGAGCUCAGGACGGCAGCACUACACAGCAUGGCAAACCUGUGUCUCAGUGUGCCUGGACAGCCAUACUUGGAUGAGUCCUACCGAAGUGUCUGUUUUCAAACUUUUCUAAGUGUUCUGCAGUCUUCAAAAACCUCUGAUGUAGAUGACAUCACCUUUUGUGUGUUGCUACAAAAUGCGCUGAAAGGUAUCCAGUCGCUUCUAAAUGGUGGGAAGAUGAAACUAAUGCAAGCUGACCAGCUUGGAUCUCUUCUUGCAGUAUUAAAGAAGUGUAUGUUUCACGGCCUGCCAGGACUGAGCAUAGAGGUGCCUGCAGCCUUGUACCCAGCCCCGUUACCUCAGUACGACAAAAGGUCGCCUGUCAAGCAGGAGCAGCCAGAGCCGGCCGCCUCGAAGGCGACAGGGAACCGAAGAAAAAAGUCCAAAGGGAAACAAAAGAAAGGAGAGUUUGCAGAAGAAGGAAGAGAAGAUUUGUGUGACACAGGAAAGGAAUCGAUCCGUGGAGUUGACAUGCUGAAACUGCGCUUGGGGGAUGCACAGAACAGUAGUCAUUCAGAUCCUAAGACUCUUGCAUCAGAUGCUGCAUAUGUGCCUGCUGGAAAGGAUCACUUAUCUUCACAUUGUACUAGCUGGAAGAGAAUCAGCAGCAGUGAGUCAGAAUAUUCUGAUGCUGAAGGUGGAAUACAGAGCAAAACGAGGUCUUAUCAAGCCAAAGUUCGUCAAGGGGCUCUAGCCUGUUUCCUCUCUACUAUCAAAUCGAUAGAAAAAAGAGUUCUUUAUGGCUACUGGUCAGCGUUUGUUCCUGAUGCACCUGGCAUUGGCAGCCCCCAGUCAGUGUCCCUGAUGACUAUUGCUUUAAAGGACCCUUCUCCAAAGACACGUGCCUGUUCUCUUCAAGUUCUCUCAGCCAUUCUGGAAGGUUCGAAGCAGUUUCUUUCUGUGGCUGAAGAUGCUAAUGAUCACAAGAGAGCUUUUACACCCUUCUCUGUAACUAUUGCUUCUAGCAUCCGGGAGCUGCACCGCUGCCUGCUGCUGGCCCUGGUGGCAGAAUCGUCUUUUCAAACGCUAACGCAAAUCAUCAAGUGCCUUGCAAAUUUGGUUUCAAAUGCACCAUACAGCCGUUUAAAUCCUGGGUUGCUGACAAGAGUCUGGAACCAGAUAAAGCCAUACAUUUGUCAUAAAGAUGUUAACGUUCGAGUUUCUAGCCUCACGCUAUUAGGGGCUGUAGUAUCUGCCCAAGCACCUUUACCAGAGGUGCAGUUACUUUUGCAACAGCCCAGUUCUUCAGGGCUAAACAGUAGUGGUAGUGGAACCCCUCAUCGUUUUAAUUCUUCUGAGCAGUGGAGAAAAGCCCUCCCCUUGGAAGGGGAGUCUCCAGAUAAUCCAGUGGGAUGUAUGUGUUCAGAACCAUGCUGGCUUAUUCGUCUCUGUAUUUCCAUCGUUGUUCUGCCCAGAGAGGAUUCCUGUUCUGACAGCGAUGCUAACUUUCCAUCUGGGAGCGUUUAUGAACCCUCUCCUGUUCGACUGGAAUCCUUGCAGGUAUUGGCUCUUCUUGUGAAAGGGUAUUUCUCUAUGGCUCAGACCUAUUUGCUAGAACUUGGAGAAGUGGCUUGCAAAUGCAUGGAAGAAGUGGAUCCAUCCAUUCAGCUUCAUGGAGCCAAACUUCUGGAGGAGCUGGGCACAGGUAUAGUACAGCAAUACAAACCUGAUUCAGCUGUUGCCCCUGAUCAGAGAGUACCGGUCAGCAUGGUUGUCACUUUCUGGACUAUGAUGUUAAAUGGCCCUUUACCUGGUGCUCUGCAGAAUUCUCAACAUGCAACUCUUCAGACGAGUGCCUGUGAUGCUCUGUCCUCCAUCUUGCCAGAAGCUUUUGGCAGUCUGCAGAAUGACCAGCAGGUCCUGUGCAUCACUCUGCUGCUCGGCCUGAACCACAGUGAGACCCCACUGGUAAAAGCUGCUGCUGCACGUGCCCUUGGAGUCUACAUCCUCUUCUCUUGCCUUCGUCAGGAUGUGAUGUUUGUGGCAGACACAGCAAAUGCUAUUCUGAAUUCCCUCCAUGACAAGUCUCCGAAUGUCCGUGCCAAAGCAGCCUGGUCCCUGGGCAAUCUUACAGACACUCUGAUUGUCAACAUGGAAACAAUGGGACAGAGUUUUCAAGAGGAAUUUUCUGAUCUCCUCCUGUUGAAAAUGUUACGGUCUGCGACUGAAGCAUCCAAGGACAAAGACAAGGUAAAGAGCAAUGCAGUCCGGGCCCUUGGGAAUCUGCUUCAUUUUCUUCAACCGUAUCAUGUGGCAAACCCCAGAUUUAGGGAAGCCAUCGAGGAAUCUCUUCAGGCCCUCAUUUCUACUGUUCUGAGUGAGGCCACCAUGAAGGUGCGCUGGAAUGCUUGUUACGCGCUGGGGAAUGUGUUUAAGAACACUGCCUUGCCACUGGGAGAGGCUCCUUGGACCACACAAGCAUAUAAUGCGCUUUCCUCAGUAGUGAAGUCAUGCAAGAAUUUUAAAAUCCGAAUCAAAUCAGCCAUGGCCCUCUCCAUCCCUAGCAAGAGGGAAUGCUAUGGACCCACUGAGCAGUUCUGCCAGAUCUGGGAUGCCUUGGUGGAAGCCUUGCAGAAAAGUGAAGACACUGAGGACUUUCUGGAAUUCAAGUACAGUGCCAGCCUCAGAACACAGAUCUGCCAGGCUCUGCUUCACUUAUUAAGUCUGGCAAAGAGCACGGACCUGCCAUUAAUUUGGAAAACCAUAGCAGAAAAUGGGGAUGCAAUCAGAUCCUAUGUCUUGCAAUAUAUGAAAUCUGGAGUUGAAGAAAAUGAAGCAGGAACGCACACAGACUUGUGCGAGGGAGAGAGAAAGUUAAAAGGAGCUAUUGAACAUCUCAAUGGGAUAGAGAAACAGGUGGAGGGCAAAGCUGGCGUAAGAGUGUGUGUUUACCUAGAAGGUAUCUUGACGAACCAUGCCAAUGCCACUGAGUUAACAAAGACCUAAGCAGGAACACCUGUUUCAGUGGCCAGUAACUUGCACAUCUGAUUGCACACAGAGAAGAAACACACUGCUUGGAAUGGUGCAGGUCAUCCAAAAGAGAAGAUUCCUGUUGUUGCUGUUAAACAGUUUGUUUUGAACUUUAUUCAUUCAUAACACCUCAUAAAACAUUUUUUUUUUAAUUUUUGUUUUGAAUGAACUCUUGAAAUCAUCCUCACUUGGUUUUGUUUGUACCUGUUAUGAUGUUACCACUGGGGAAACAAAUGUCCUUUCUUUGUAUGUUUUAUAAAAACAGCCUCUUCUAUGA